AUGACGGACGAGUGGGCCCCACAGCUGGUGGACUACUUUGUGGUGGCCGGCUUGGCGGACACUUCAGCGCCGCUGGAGGAUGAGAGCCAGCCGCCUCGCCCGUCCCGGCCCAGCGAGCCCAUCGUGGACGUGGCCGUCAUCGUGCGCUCUCAGGGCGAGGAGGUGCCUCACGGCUUCACCUGCAUCGACCGCACCACCUCCGGGAACCCCGUGGAGCUCAACGCCGGGCUGCUCAACAACCCCCAAAUGUACAUCUGCUACAGGAGGGGCCGGGACAAGCCCCCCAUUGUGGAGCUGGGGUAGGUGACUGUAGUGCGUUUUACGUAGGGCCACCUCUGAAGACGGUUCGGAAACUUCAGCUGGUGCAGAAUCCGGAGCAAGACGGUUUUAGCAUAUUGCAUUGAUCCCGGUCUGACUGCACUGGCUACCGAUCAGUUUCCGGGCCCAAUUCCAAGUGCUGGUUUUGACCUAUAAAGCCUUAAAUGGCUCAGGAACACAAUACCUCAAGGACUACCUCUUUCCAUAUGAACCUACCCGGACCCUGAGAUCAUCUUCUGAGGCCCUCCUUUGUGUGCCUCCUCCGAGAGAGGUCAGGAGGGUGGCAACUUGAGAACGGGGCCUUCUCUACAGUGGCUCCCCGUCUGUGGAAUGCUCUCCCCAGGGAAGUUCGCCUGGCGCCUUCAUUGUACACCUUUAGGCACCAGGCAAAAAUGUUCCUUUUUAACCAGGCCUUUGGGUGAUCUGAUUUACAUCUUACGCCCUUUUAAACGGUGCUUUUUUGAGGGGAGGGUCUGUUGUGGUGGUGGUGGUGUUGUUAUUUUUAUUAGGUAUUUUGUGUUUUAGUUCUUGAUUUUAUUCUGUGAACCGCCCUGAGACCCCUGGGUAUAAAGCGAUAAAUACUGUAUUUUUCCGUGUAUAACACGCCCCCAACUAAUCGCCCGUCCCACAUAUGCACUAUCCAUGUAUAAGAUGCGGACCCCCCCCCCCCGAUUUUUAACAUUAUUUUAGAGCAGCCUUUCUCGACCUGUAGGUCCCCAGAUGCUGUUGAACUACAACUCCCAUCACCCCUAGCUAGCAAGGCCAGAGCUCAGGGAUGAUGGGAGUUGUAGUCCAACAACAUCUGAGGACACACAGGUUGAGAAUUGCUGUUUUAGAGUAAAAAAAAACCUCGUCUUCUACACAGAAAAGUACGGUAAAUUCAAUAAAUAGUAAUAGGUUGGGAGACAGUUGGGAGAGCAUGAUACUCCUCAUCUCAGGGUCAUGGGUUCGAGCCCCACGUUGGGCAAAAGAUUCCUGCAUUGCAAGGGGUUGGACUAGAUGACCCUGGGUGUCCCUUCCAACUCUGCAAAUUCGCAGAGAAAGCUAUCGACAGCUAUAGUCUCGGGUGGCUGUGUUCUGCCUCCACUGUCGCUUCUGAAUACCAGUGGCCGGGAAUCUCAAGGCAGGGAGUCCUCCUUGAGAAUUUCCCAAUGGUUGUCCAUUGUAGGCUUGGUGAGCCCCUGGCCUCUUCUGAUGUCCUUAGGUAGGGUGGUUGGUUGGGUAUGUGGGCGUUCAGCACGCAUGAGAUGGGCCCCAAUAUAUUUCAGAAUGCCUUUCCCCUUAUGAAAGCACACGGACCCUGUUAGAUAUUCAUCUGAGGCCCUCUCCCCUUCUUGAGAGAGGUUGGCAACAAGGGACGGGGCCUUUUCAGUGGUGGCACCCUGCUUGUGGAAAGCUCUCCUGAGAAUAACGUCCUUUCAGAUCAGGGCAAUUUGCUGUCUGGUAUGUUUCCCACUGAGCUCCUUGGAGGAAAACGGAGCUAUAAAAUGGAAAACGAUCGCAGUCCCAACCAAAGAAGAAUGGCAGCUUAAGUUGACAGAAUAUGCACAAUUUGCAGACUUGACAUAUAGAAUAAGAGAACAAGGAGAACAUAUCAUUAAAGAAGAUUGGAAAGCAUUUAUUGAAUAUAUGGGAAAUAAUUGUGUACAGCUAAAAACGCUGGCAGCGUUAAGAUAACUUCAACAGAGUAAAUUGAUGGAUGCAAUAACGGAAAACCGAUUGUUAUAGUUUUUGUAAAACAUGCAGGGAUUUAAGAUAUGUAAAAUGAACCGUGGAAAGAGGAGAAGGGAAGUCGUUGCCAUCUUAAGGAUGUAAAAUGUUUAUUUGAAAUUCUAGAACAGGAAAUUUAAUAAGAAUUAUAUUAAGAAAAUAAACGGAGCUGUAAACACGAUAAAUAAAGGGAAAACAUGGAACUGAGAGUACCGCAAAGGACAGGUCCUUAGAAUCGUAUCGUUGGUAGGGGGCUCCAGGGGUCAUCUAGUCCAACCCCCCGCAAUCCCUAUUCCUCAUAGUGAAACGCACACUCUCUUUUGCCGUUUGCCUAGGGUGCACUACGACGGAAAGGACCACCCGAAGCCCGGCUACAAAAUCAUCGACACGACUCCCUAUAGCCAUUCGGCUAACCUGGCCUCGGGAGCCCCCGGACACCAGCGCACCUUCCUGACCUACCGGCGAGCCAGCGAGAGCCAGGCCUACAGCACGCUGGGCAUCACCGACAUCUGCCUUAUCAUGCCCAGCAAAGGGGAGAGCCUCCCACACACCUUCUGCCGCGUGGACCGGAACCUCAACGCGGGCAUGGUGAGUACCGGAGCUCAGCUGCUGCCCUGGCGCAGUGGCAGAACUCAUGGCUUUGUACCCAGGAGGUCCCUGGUACGGUCCCUGGCAUCUCCAGGGAGGGCUGGGGGUUCCUUCUCCUCUCCCAUCUGAAAUCCUGAAGUGUGGCUGUCAGUCAGUUCAGGCAUUACUGAUCUGGACGGAGCAACGAGCUGACAAAUUACCCCAGCUCCGCUCAAUUCCUGUUUUGUCCUUUAUUCAUAGAAUUGUAGAGUUGGAAGGGACCACCAGGAUAAUCCAAUCCAAGUCCCCUUCAAUGCAGGAAUCCUUUGCCGAAUGUGGGACUCGAACCCACAACCCUCAGAUUAAGAGUCUCAUGCUCUGCCAACUGAGCCAUCUCAUUGCUCAGAACCAGGAGGGCUGGAACCUUCCUGUAGGGGAAGGCAGCAGAGUGCAGAAGGUCCCAGGAUCAGUCCCUGGCGUUUCCAGUUGAAGACCCAGGGAGCAGAUCAUGGGGAAAUUUUUCCUGCUCUUCUUGAGACUCUGGAGAGCAGCUGUCAGUCAGUGUAGCCAACAUUAGGUUAGUUGGACAAAUACCCUUGACUUAGUCCAAGCAGAUUUCUCUGUUCCCGAGGCUGCUUUUUCUGUGGUCCAGCCAAUUGCUUUCCUCCACCUUUUCUUGCCUAUCUCUUUUAUGCAGUGGGGACCAGCCCUCUACAUCUGCUACAAGAUGGCGUUGGCAAAAGGGAACACUCUGGUUUACCAAGCAGGUAUGUCUCGGACAGAGGACACGGGGCUCUUGGGGGCCUUAUUGAGCUCCCUGUGUGUGUUGACUUAUCGUUUUUAAGAAACUGCCAUCCUGUCGCCCGGCUCUAACACAGGGGCAGGGGGACAUUUGGCCCUCAAGGUGCCAGUGGAUUAUAACUCUCCUCCUCUCCACCAAGGAUGCUCUGAUCAAAGCACUGUAGCUCAGUGUCAGAGCAUCCGCUUUGCCUCCAGAAGGUUCCAGGUUCAAUCCCCAGCCUCUCCAGAGAGAGCCCCCUGCCUGAAACCCUGGAGAGAUGCUGCCAGUCCGUGCAGGCAAUACUGAACCAGGUGGAUCAGUGAUUGGAGCACUCGCUUUAUAUUGCCAGCUUGUCUUGAUAUACAAGGUGUGAACGGAAAGUUUGGUGAACGGUCACAGAAAUCGGACAGCGAGAAAUAUUCAAACAUAAUCAGUCGGCAUCGGAAACCCACAAAAUGCUCACAAUUGUGUAGGGAGAUGAAGCUGUAACUCGAAAGACAGUGUGUGAGUGGUUUAAGUGUUUCCAUGAAGGGUGGCAAACCAUCGAAGACAACCUUCAGUCUGGCAGACCGUUGACAAGCAGAACGGCGGCAAAUGUCGACAGAGUUUGUGAGUUAUUGAUGUGGGAACCACAUUUGUCCGUCCGAAUGAUGGUGGAAGAAUUUCAUUAUUUUUUUUUAAUGAUUUUUAUUAAGGUUUCAAUAAAAAGUUAGACAGAAAAACAUAAAAAUAGAAGUACAAAAAUACACAAUACAUAAUCCAAACAGAGAAGGAAAACACAGAAAACAAAAUACAAAAAAAAACCAAAAAAAACCCAGAACAAUUAAAAACAAUAUCACUUUUCCAUUUCCGUUUUUGAAUUUACUUAUUUUCUGGACUUCCUCAUACCUCCCUCUUUUGUAUUCCAGUUCAAAUUAUUUGUCCAGCAAUUUCUUUUCCACUUUUUUAAUCCCAAUCUUUAAUCUUAAUAUAAUAUAUAAUACUUAAACUUCUUUAAUCCUAAUCUUUAAUCUUAAUGUAAUAUAGCAUUAAAAUUUUACCUCUUAAGUACCAAAUUUCCAUUUCCUUAAACAUCUUUAAUCCUAAUCUUUAAUCUUAGUCUAUCAAUAACUUUAACCUGUAUAGCUGGAAACCACUUAUUUUCGAUCCAACAUCACUCUAACAUUCUUUGAUGGUGGAAGAAUUUCAUAUUCCGCAUGAAAUCGUUACUGAAUUGUCCCACCCUCCAUAUUCUCCCAAUCUGGCCCCACCGAAUUUCUUUCUUUUUCCAAAACUGAAAUCUUCGCUGAAAAGGCACUGAUUUUCCAACAUUCCAAACGUCCAAGCUGUUGUGACGAGGGAACUGAAAGCAGUACAAAAAGAGGACUUCUCCAGAAGUUUCCAAUGGCUCUACGAAUGUUGUCAAUGGUGCAUUGUAUCAGAGGGGGCCUACUUUGAAGGCCUGUAAGGCAUGUAUGUUCUCGCUGUCUGAUUUCUGUAACCAUUUACCAAACUUUCUGGUCACACCUUGUAUAUUGGCCGCCACAGUGGAGUUGGUCCUGAUUUUUGAGAAGCGUCCCUGUCGGGAGAGAUGGCGUGGGGGGAGGAUGUAGGAUGCUGAGAGCUUCUCAGGUUAAAACCAGCACCGUGACACUGGGCCUCAAAGCCUGUGAACUCAGGCAAAAUCUGAUUGCACCUCCCCAAGGUCCCAAAGGAGUCGCAGAAACAUCUGAGUAGUCUUCAAGGGCAAGCCCCAAGUAGUGCAGAAUGCAGUAGUCAAGCCUGAAGGUUGCAGGGAAUCAUGGAUCAGUGGAGCAGGAUCCCCUCUUCCUCUGAAUGGGUAGACCCUGAGGGAUAAAGUUAAAGGGAUCCCUGACCAUUAGGUCCACUCGUGGCCGACUCUGGGGUUGCGGCACUCAUCUCGCUUUAUUAGCCAAGGGAGCCAGCGUACAGCUUCCGGGUCAUGUGGCCAGCAUGACUAAGCCGCUUCUGGUGAACCAGAGCAGCGCAUGGAAACGCCGUUUACCUUCCCGCCGGAGCGGUACCUAUUUAUCUACUUGCACUUUGACAUGCUUUCGAACUGCUAGGUUGGCAGGAGCAGGGACCGAGCAACGGGAGCUCACCCUGUCAUGGGGAUUCGAACAGCCGACCUUCUGAUCGGCAAGUCCUAGGCUCUGUGGUUUAACCCACAGCGCCACCCGCAUCCCUUACCCUGAGGGAUAGUUGUAAUUAAUUGACGGGGAGGGACCGAAACAGCUUCCUCCCAUUUGUCUUCCCCUUCCAGGUCUCCUUAGUCGCUACCCGGAGGAGGACAAUGAGGCGUUCCCGUUGCCGGAGUCCGUGGCUGUUUUUUGCCUGCCCAUGGGGGCGACCAUCGAGAGCUGGCCGGCCGACACAAAAUACCAGCUUCCUGUCUUCUCCACCUUUGUGUUGACCGGGGCUUCAGGAGACAAGGUAGUCGGAUUGCAGGAUGGUGGGAACUACUUUUGGUCAGAGAACCUGGGGUGGGUGAUAGAUAGAUGAUAGAUAGAUAGAUAGAUAGAUAGAUAGAUAGAUAGAUAGAUUUAUUACGGUCAAAGACCAGCUCGCAUAACACAAUAUAAACAGUGUUCAUAAAGAUACAAUCAGAGCAGAUUGCAGCAAUAGCUCAUGAGUUAAAAUUGAGAUAUAUACAUACCCCCGUACAACUGAGAUUUAAAGGUAAAGGGACCCCUGACCAUUAGGUCCAGUUGUGACCGACUCUGGGGUUGCGGCGCUCAUCUCGCUUAAUUGGCCGAGGGAGCCGGCGUACAGCUUCUGGGUCAUGUGCCCAGCAUGACUAAGCUGCUUCUGGCGAACCAGAGCAGCGCACGGAAAUGCCGGUUACCUUCCCACCAGAGCGGUACCUAUUUAUCUACUUGCACUGGCAUGCUUUCGAACUGCUAGGUUGGCAGGAGCAGGGACUGAGCAACGGGAGCUCACCCUGUCACGGUCAUUCGAACCGCCAACCUUCUGAUCGGCAAGUCCUAGGCUCUGUGGUUUAACCCACAGCACCACCCGCGUCCCUACAACUGAGAUUUGGGCUACCAUAAAAAUUGACCCUGAGGCACCCCAAAGGGCGACUUCAGCAUUUCCCUAGUAAGCUAUUUUAUUCUAGAGGAUGAUCCAUGCCUACAAAUCUGGGCGCAGAAUCUGGCUACUAGCCAGGUCGACUCAGUUUGACUCAGUUCCCAGAACCAGACUCUGGGACAAGCUUUGGGCCACUACCAUCGAUAGAAGCCUACUAUAAUUCAGGUAGUACAUUCAAAUACGGCCCUGGGAGUCAGGUGCAGCCGGCUAGGGCACUUAACAGACCCCAUGAAAACAUUUAAGGGUGUUAGGCAAGGAUGCCUUUUUGGCCCCUUUAUUAUUUAAUUUUUAUUUAAAUAACCUGGUAACCACUCUCCAUAACCUCGACUACCACCCUCUGAAGUUAGCAAACCAGCACAUCACAGCUCUUCUUUACACAGACGACGCGGUAAUACUAUCCAGAACCCCCAGAGGGCUUAAAAAGUUAAAGGGACCCCUGACCAUUAGGUCCAGUCGUUACCGACUCUGGGGUUGUGCGCUCAUCUCGCUUUAUUGGCCGAGGGAGCCGACGUACAGCUUCCAGGUCAUGACUAAGCUGCUUCUGGCGAAUCAGAGCAGCGCACAUCCCACCGGAACGGUACCUAUUUAUCUACUUGCACUUUGACGUCCUUUUGAACUGCUAGGUUGGCAGGAGCAGGGACCGAGCAACGGAAGCUCACCCCGUCGUGGGGAUUUGAACCGCCGACCUUCUGAUCGGCAAGUCCUAGGCUCUGUGGUUUAACCCACAGCGCCACCGGCAUCCCAUAGGGCUUAGAAGAGCACUAAGAAAAUUAGCUGCCUAUUGUGAGACGGAAUGUCUGGGGUGAGUGAUAUCACCUCUCAGGGAGCAAUCGGAUAUUUGGGAUAGAGGGCUGUGCUACUUGGCAGGACUGUACCAACUUAGUGCAUGCGUGUGGGUUUUGUUGCAGACAGGUUAGGGCAAGUCUUUGUUUUAUUUGGGUGCUUCGGCAACAGAGGUGUCUGGCAAUCUACAUGAAAAAAUGGUUUUUUAAAAAUGAUUGGUUGGUUGCAUUUAUCACCUCCCUCUCCUGCCAAAGGAGCCCCGGGUGGCAAACAACAAAUAAUAAAAACAUAUUUAAACAUCAUAAAAACAUUUCCAAUGAAGAUGCAAACUAGGAAAGAUCUCAACUUAAACGUGACAAAAAACAUGAAUCACAGCCCAAAAACUAAUAGGCAGAGAGUUAACAACCUAUAAAAACAGUCUUUAGAAGACCAACGUCAUAGGGUGGAUCUAAAAACAUUCAAAUUACAGAGUCUUGGAAAUCUUUAAAAGACCAGCAAGUGAGCUAUUCUGGUUAGUGUUCAUUUUUCAUGUUAGCAUCAAUAUGUGUGCACAGCAUGGCAAUGGGCAAACAAGUCUGCAGAUGUCCCGCACACAUAACACACCUAUAAACAUAACAGUGGCAAAUACCCUUUGUUUGGCCAGAUUGACAACAAUAAGAAUUGGCCAGAUUGACAACAACAGAUUUUUGGGCAUUAAAUUACAAGAGGAUCUGUCCUGGAGUGUCAACACAAGGGGGCUUGUGAAGAAGGCGCAGCAGAGACUGUACUUUUUGAGAAUACUAAGGAAAAACCAUCUUCCGCAGAAACUGCUGCUUGCCUUCUAUCACUGUGCCAUUGAGAGCGUGCUCACUUAUGGCUUAUGUGUGUGGUACGGAAGCUGUACUACCCAGGACAGGAUGGGGUUGUGCAGGGUUGUUAAGGCAGCAGAGAGCAUUGUUGGCUGCCCACUCUCCACCUUAGAGCAGAUUUAUGCCACAAGGUGCCAUAGGAAGGCACUGGACAUAGUAAAAGAUCCAUCGCAUCCUGGUCACUGUCUCUUCGAGCUCUUGCCGUCGGGACGGAGAUACAGGACGAUGAAGACAAGAACGAGCCGUCUUAAGAACAGCUUCUUCUCCAGAGCGAUCUCGGCCCUGAAUGGGAAGCCCGGACUUUGAAAGUCAUCUAAUCUCCCUUGCUGUAUUAUACUGUAUUGAUUAAUUAGUGUUUUUAUGGAGCAGUCAAGUAAUUUCGUUGUCCCCGAAGGGAGCAAUGACAAUAAAGAUAUUAUUAUUAUUAUUAUUAUUAUUAUUAUUAUUAUUAUUAUUAUUAUUCUCCCUGUUCUCCUGAGAUUCCUUUCCAGGUCGCCUGGAGUUACUCCUCACUCACCCCAGGUGAGCGACUGAUUCACCAAGGUUUCACAGUGCUCUGACCUUCCUCCUUCCCUUCUUUGGCUUCUCUUGCUCUCACUCCCAGGUGUACGGCGCUGCCAUCCAGUUCUACGAGUCCUUCCCGCGGGAACGCCUCUCGGAGCGGCAGUGCAUGUGGCUGAACCUCCUCACCGUCGUCGACCGGCGCCCCAUCACCAGCAAAUCGGUGCAGACACGCAAGAGCAUCUGCGUCCUGUCCCACUGGCCCUUUUUUGACGUCUUCCGGAAAUUCCUCACUUUCCUGUACCGCUACAGCAUCUCGGGGCCUCACGUUCUUCCGCUUGAGGCGUAAGUUGGGGAUGCGGCCAAUAGGAUUGGGGCCUCUCUGUGUGGUUGUGAGGCCUGAAACGUAAGCAGAAACUUAGCUAGAUAACGGCCACAGCUCCCUCUAAUCUGAUAUGGUAGAUGGCAGAAUGUCUCGCCAGAGUGGCGCAUGCUCUAUUUAUCUCCAGCCUGGACUACUGCAAUGCUCUCUGUGUGGGGCUACCUUUGAAGGUACCUUUGAACUACAACUGAUCCAGAAUGCAGCAGCUAAAUGGUGACUGGGAGUGGCCACCGAGACCACAUAACACCAGUCCCGAAAUACCUACAUUGGCUCCCAGGACGUUUCCGAGCACAACAUUUAAGGCCCUAAAUAACCUCGGCCCAGUAUACCUGAAGGAGCGUCUCCACCCCCAUCGUUCUGCAUGGACACUGAGGUCCAGCACCGAGGGACUUGUGGCAGUUCCCUCAGAAGUGAGGUUGCAGGGAACCAGACAGAGGGCCUUCUCAGCAGUGGCGCCCGCCCUGUGGAACGCCCUCCCAUCAGAUGUCAAGGAAAUAAACAACUAUAAACAACUCCCACAAGUAUAAUAAUAAUAAUAAUAAUAAUAAUAAUUAUUAUUAUUAUUAUUUAUUUAUACCCCACCCAUCUGGCUGGGCUUCCCCAGCCACUCUGUGCGGCUUUCAACAAAAUAUUAAAAUACAGUAAUGCAUCAAACAUUAAAAGCUUCCCUAAACAGGGCUGCCUUCAGAUGUCUUCUAAAAGUCUGGUAAUUGUUGUUCUCCUUGACAUCUGAUGGAAGGGCGUUCCACAGGGCGGGUGCCACCACCGAGAAGGCCCUCUGCCUGGUUCCUGGUAACUUGGCUUCUCGCAGUGAGGGAACCGCCAGAAGGCCCUCAGAGCUGGACCUCAGCGUCCGGGCAGAACGAGGGGGGUGGAGACGCUCCUUCAGGUAUACUGGACCGAGGCCGUUUAGGGCUUUAAAGGUCACCACCAACACUUUGAAUUGUGCUUGGAAACGCACUGGGAGCCAAUGUAGGCUAUCCCUGUCCAGAUAGGGGCGUAGCUGGGCCACCAGCCGAAGCUGAUGGAAGGCACUGCGACUUUAAAGGAGGAAUAGACAAAUUCCUGGAGGAGAGGGCUCUGUGUUUUCUAGCCACAAUGUUUAUACUCUUGCCCCCACAGCUGGAGGGCAGUAAUGCUUCUGAAUCAGGCGGAUCAUUGGCCUGAUCCAGCAAAGCUCUUCCUAUGCCUGUAAGCUGCUGUUACAGGGCAGAGAUGGUGAUUGUGGUUUUAUUUGGUGUGUGUGGGUGUGGAAGGGUGUUCUUCUUCCCUGUGACUUCUCUGUUGCUCUUUCCAGGCACAUCUCUCAUUUCAUGCACAAUGUCCCCUUCCCAUCUCCACAGCGGCCUCGGAUCCUGGUUCAGGUAAGCAGAAAGUGGAGGAACCCAGAGCCUUUGCUCAUCCUGUUGUUGGCAGUGGGGGGGGAAGGGGUUGUAGGUCGCACCUUCCCCGGGUGACGGGGAAUCCGCUGGGCAAUUCCAUUGUGUUAGCAGUAGUGUUGUAGCAAACUCAGAGGUGCACGCUGCCUUCAUAAUAGUCACAACCGCACUUCCUUGCCACUGUACCCCCUUCUAAGAUUAUGCAUAAAUAUGCAUUGUCGUCGUUGUUGUUAUUGUUAUAUUAUUUCAAUUUAUAUAAUGCCCAGGAGGUCCCAGGACGGUGCACAACAUUAUAAAAACACAUUACAGAGCAUCAGUGAUAAAAACAUAAUGAAAAGCAUACCAACAGACAGCCUAAUAAUAAAAUAGUCAUCAUGAUAACAGUCCUUUCCCCCACGGUUUCACAGGCCAUAGAUCAGGCAUAGGCAAACUCCGGCCCUCCAGAUGUUUGGGACUACAAUUCCCAUCAUCCCUAGCUAACAGGACCAGUGGUCAGGGAUGAUGGGGGUUGUAGUCCCAAACAUCUGGAGGGCCGGAGUUUGCCUAUGCCUGUGAGAGAUGGCCAUCGGCCUAGGUAAAGAGGAAUGCCUUCGCCUGGCGCCUAAAGACAUGUAGUGGUGGCACCAGGUGAGCCUCUCUCAUCAAUUGGGGAGCCACCACAGAAAAGGCCCUCAUAACUAGGGAUGUAUUGGAACAAUCAAUGUAGAUCUCUAUGUGUUUGCCUUUCAGUUAGGUUUACUAUUUUCUCCACAUCCAAUGAUUUGGACUGCUCCAAUAUCUUAUCAUGUUGUGUUUUCCUUGAAGUUCCACUGUACACAAUGGAACUUGCCUGUCGUCCUCUUGAAACUGAAGCACCUUGAGAUUUCAGUGUUCCUGAAUCCUUAGCUUUGGAGCAUACAUUACAUCUCCUCCUCGGUGUUCUUCCUGCACUCCUCCAGAGUGACCCUGGGAGCCGAUCCUCAGGGGCUGUCUUACCUCUUUCCUCUCCCGAUUGGCUCUAAACAGUACAAAGGGUGAGGAGACUUCUUCUCAUUGGCUUAAAACAGGCAUGGCCAAACUUGGCCCUCCAGCUGUUUUGGGACUACAACUCCCAUCAUCCCUAGCUAACAGGACCAGUGGUCAGGGAUGGUGGGAAUUGUAGUCCCAAAACAGCUGGAGGGCCAAGUUUGGCGAUGCCUGGAGCCUUAAAAGCUCCCCUUUUCAUGCUGGUUGGGUGCCUCUAGGGUGCUGUGAAUUGACGGAUCCUGCUGCUGAAAUAGCAAUGGGUCUUUGACUCCCCUGCAACCCUAGACCGCUACACCUCUGUCUGUCAGGCAGCUGAAGAACAAGCCAUUGGUCAAGCCAGGACCUUCUACGUAAUAACCAUUUGCUCAACUCCGAGUGAUGCUUGAAGAGAGGCCCUUAGCUCUUAGCUGGUCAGUCAGGCUGCCUUGCAUUAAGAAGAUGCCAGGCAUCUCCAGUCAGACCAGGAAUUGUCCCCUGUCUGAAACCCUGGAGAGCUGUGCUGCCAGUCUGUAUAGGAAAUUCUGAGCUGGAUAUAUAUAUAUUGAAAGUAUAAAACUAGGAAUCUGAAGAUUAUGGUUCAUCUGGGGCGGAGGAUUGAGAAGUGACCUCCGACCUCUGAUGGACAUGCAUGUUUUGCAGUACAGUGGUACCUCGGGUUACAAACACUUUGGGUUACAGACUCCGCUAACCCAGAAAUAGUACCUCGGGUUGAGAACUUUGCUUCAGGAUGAGAACAGAAAUCGUGCAGCAGCAGCAGGAGGCCCCAUUGGCUAAAGUGGUACCUCAGGUUAAGAACAGUUUCAGAUUAAGAACAAACCUCCGGAACGAAUUAAGUUCGCAACCAGAGAUACCACUAUAAUCUAGGUGUUGCGCUAAUAAAGGACAAGUUUUGGUCUGUGCUGCUGAUUGUUUAAGCUGUAUCUAAAGCUGUGUUUUCUCUUUAACAAAUCACUCAGGAGUCAGUUCUUCUCUUCCUCUCCCCUCUCCCUUCUUUUUGCCUGUCCAGAUGUCUUCCUACGAUAACAUGCUCUUGUGCCAGCCUGUUUCAUCUCCUCUGCCACUCAGGUAUGCUCUUCUGACGUUAUGAGAUCUGCUGCUAACUUAACUCCGGUUUCGCCCAAGGGAACUUCUGCCUGGACCAGCGUGUCGUGUGAAACUACGGUCUGGCUCAUGCGGGACCAUGUUCAAAGUGUAACUCUUAGUAUAUAAACAGCUUGGGAUGAGUUUGCCUGUGAGAUCGAUUUAUCCCACGCAUGCCUACUUGACCACUGCAAUCUGAAGAACUGGGGCUGUUGCAGGUGCCACGAAAUACCACUAUGUGUUUAUAAUAAAUUGAUAUAUCAUCGUCGCAGCACGCAAACCUUGGAACUCCCUGCCUAUUGACAAGCACCUUUGCUAGAUUCCUUUCAGUGCCUGCUUAGGAAUGCUUUAAGGCAAGCCUAUCCUAGACAUGUGGAACACGGGUGGCGCUGUGGGUUAAACCACAGAGACUAGAACUUGCCGAUCAGAAGGUUGGCGGUUCAAAUCCCCACGACGGGGUGAGCUCCCGUUACUCAGUCCCUGCUCCUGCCAACCUAGCAGUUCGAAAGCACGUCAAAGUGCAAGUAGAUAAAUAGGUACCGCUCCGGUGAGAAGGUAAACAGUGUUUCUGUGAGCUGCUCUGGUUCGCCAUAAGUGGCUUAGUCAGGCUGGCCACAUGACCCAGAAGCUGUACGCCGGCUCCCUUGGCCAAUAAAGUGAGAUGAGGGCCGCAACCCCAGAGUCGUCCGCGACUGGACCUAAUGGUCAGGGGUCCCUUUACCUUUACUAUCCUAGACAUGUAGUAUCCUGACAUGUGUUUUAAUCUGGGUUAUUAAAAACUAUUUUAACUAUUAAAAUGUUUCAAAUAACUGCUUUUAACUGGUUUUGUUUCCACUGUGUACAUUUCAGGGUAAAAUUAACAGUAAGCAAAGAUGAAAACAUGUCAGCCUCCACAUGUCUGAAUAGGUUUCCCUAAACAAAAAUGCUUUUUUGCAGGCGCCAAACAGUUUUAAAUUAAAUUCAGUAGUAAUUUUUUAAUAUGGAAUUACUGGUGGAGAAGCUGCCUUGAUCUUCGCCUCAGGUGUCAAAAUGCCUUGGGCCGGCCUUGUUAUUUGUAUAUAAUGUGGGGGAAUGUAACCAGACAAGCAUUCCUGGGAUAGUGGAACUGAGCGAGUUGGGUUCUUAAAGGGCUUGGGGAGUCAGUUGCCUUUUCACCGACCAAGACCUUCUUUCCUUACAGUGGUGCCAGCUUCCUCACCCUGCUGCAGACACUGGGUCCCGAAAACGCCGUGGCCCUCCUUGUGGCGGUGCUGACGGAGCAGAAGCUGCUCAUCCACUCCCUGCGGCCGGACGUCUUGACCAGCGUGGGCGAAGCCUUGGUCUCUGUGAGUCGGGGCUCCUGGGUGGCCUUUGGGGGUUCAGGUGGGGCGGAAGACAGGGGGGCAGCAGUAGGCAAAGCCAGUAAGAGGUGGAGCCAGAGACCAUGACAGGCAGAGCCAGCUAAACCCACAUUCACCCCAUACCUUUAAAGCUCUAUGAUGCUGGUUUCAACCACUAUAUUCUUCCCCUCAAGAAUUCAACCAUGAUUAAAUGGGCCGGCCCAAGACUUCGGCCAUAACAUAGAUAUGAGCCAAUGGAAAGAAUAGAAUAGAAUAGAAUAGAAUAGAAUAGAAUAGAAUAGAAUAGAAUAGAAUUUAUAAUUUAUUCCCUGCCCAUCUGGCUGGGUUUCCGCAGCCACUCUGGGCGGCAUCCAACAAAGUAUUAAAAUACAGUGGUCUGUUAAACAUUAAAAGCUUCCCUAAACAGGGCUGCCUUCAGAUGUCUUCUAAAAGUCUGGCAGUUGUUCUUCUCUUUGACAUCUAGUGGGAGGGGUGGGUGGGAAAACUUAUGGAAAGUAAACUGGAAAUUUACGGUAUGCUAAAGCAGUGAGCCUCUUGGGCUUGCCGAUCAGAAGGUCGGCAGGUUCGAAUCCCCGCGGCGGGUUGAGCUCCCGUUGCUUGGUCCCUGCUCCUGCCAACCUAGCAGUUCAAAAGCACGUCAAAGUGCAAGUAGAUAAAUAGGUACCGCUCCGGCGGGAAAGUAAACGGCAUUUCCGUGCACUGCUCUGGUUCGCCAGAAGCGGCUUAGUCAUGCUGGCCACAUGACCCGGAAAAACUGUCUGCGGACAAACGCCGGCUCCCUCGGCCUGAAAGCGAGAUGAGCACCGCAACCCCAGAGUCUUUCGCGGCUGGACUUUUUUUAAAAAAAAAAAAUAAUAUUUAUUCCAUAUUUAAAGUUACAGGAAAAAAGAAAAACCAUACAAAAUACAAAGAAAACUUUAACCCUAACAGAGCAAAGGAUAAACGAGUAAAAAGAACAGUGAGAUAGAAUAAAAAAGAAAACUUAACAAAAAAUAUAAAAAUACAUUGAGUUAAAAUAAAGCAAAAACAGAUUAAACCUUUACAUAACCUUAUCCCUUUACUUAUUUCCAUGACCUCCUCUCACCUCCCAAUUUUGUAUUCUAGUUCAAAUCGUAUUUCCAGCAAAUCCCUCUAACCUUAUUUUCAUUUACGUAUUUUAAAAUUAAAAUAAUGUAAUUAAACCUUCUCUAUUUCAUCAAAUUCAUCGACUCAUUUUUGCUUAUUCCAUUAUAUCAUAUCUGCCUAAACGACCUAAUAUUCUUUUUCCAACCUCCUUCUAACAUUCUUUUAUAUUACAAUACUUUUGAAGAUAUAUUUUAAAUUUUUUCCAAUCUUCUUCCAUCGACCCUUCUCUCUGGUCUCGAAUUCUGCCGGUCAUCUCAGCCAGUUCCAUAUAGUCCCUUUCGCGGCUGGACUUAACUGUCAGGGGUCCUUUACCUUUUUUAUACUCUAAGGGACAACCUUUUAAAAAUGUUAUAUCGUUGGUAUUUGACCCCUGGAAACUAUCAAAAAUGUAUAGAAGCGUCCCCAAUACCUGCUGGUGAUGUGGAGAAACAUGCAGUACCGUGUAUCAUAUGUGGUGGGUGUGUAAAAAGAUCAAAGCCUUCUGGAAUGAUAUUUAUUUAGAACUUUAAAAAAUGUUAAAAGUAAAAGGUGAAGGGUGGCUUACAGCACAUAAAAAUUUUUCAAUACCCAGAGUGGUUUAACCAGGCAUAGGCAAACUCGGCCCUCCAGAUGUUUUGGGACUACAACUCCCAUCAUCCCUGACCACUGGUUCCGUUAGCUAGGGAUGAUGGGAGUUGCAGUCCCAAAACGUCUGGAGGGCCGAGUUUGCCUAUGCCUGGGUUUAACAACACUUCUUCCCAGGAAACUCUGGGAGUUGUAGCUCUGUGAGCGGGAAUUCUCAUCACCCGUAGCAAACUACAGUUCCCAGAAUUUUUUUUUGGGGGGGGGGGAGAGAAGCUUGAAGUGGGAUAGCACUGCUUUAAAUGUGCAGUGCGUAUGGGCCCCCGGUUUCCUCCAUCUAGGCCUCUCAACCAGUGGUGUAGCGUGGGGGGUGCAGGGGGGGCCGGCCGCACCGGGCGCAACAUCUGGGGGGUGCGCGCUCGCACUCGCAGCUCUCUACCCCUACCUGGCUCACUCACUCUCUCUCACUGCAGUGCUGGCUGCAGUGCUGGCUCUCUCACUGCAGUGCUGACUCUCUCUCACUGCAGUGCUGGCUGUGCGAAUCCGAUCCGAGCCGCUGGGUCGCCGCCCACUGUGGAGGGGGUGGGUGCCAGGCGUGCGGUGCGGAGAGAGAGCAAGGGACUAUCUGGGGGAGGGGCAGUGCAGCGGCCGCCCAGCGCAGCGCUGAGCGCGGGAGAGAACCACACCAGACCAGCCCAGGCAGCAGCAAGAAGAAGCUGGCAGCGGCGGCAGGUUAGGGGUUAGGGGGCACAAAUUACUUGCCUUGCCACGGGUUAGGGGGCGCAAAUUACUUGCCUUGCCCCAGGUGCUGACAACCCACGCUACGCCGCUGCUCGCAACGUAUUUUUAUUACCCUGCCAGAUCCUUCCAAGGCCCCCAGCCCUCACCUCUGCGUUUGCUCCCCCCAGAUGAUAUUCCCACUGCACUGGCAGUGCCCUUACAUCCCCCUCUGCCCGCUCACCCUGGCCGACGUGCUGUGCGCCCCGGUGCCCUUCAUCGUCGGGGUCCACUCCAGCUACUUCGACCUCUACGACCCGCCGCACGACGUCAUCUGCGUCGAUCUGGACACCAAUACCAUCUUCCAGUGAGUGCCGCAAGCGGAUGGGGGGCGUGACCUGCUCCCCAUCCCCCUUGCAAGGACUCCCCGCCGCCCCCUUCCAUAGCUGUCAACUUACAGAUUUGAAAAUAAGGGACCAGCAGCCUCGAAAAUAAGGGAUCAGCAGCCAAAAUGAGGGAUCAACAAUUACUUUUAUAAAAUACAUAUUUUGUUGCGUGCAAAUUGCCUUAGAUAGCUAUUAGGUCCAUAAAUUACCAUAUAGCAUAUAUUCAACACAAAAAAACAGCGACAAUUUGUUGUUGACAAAGCAAGCUGGACAUAGAAAGGGCCCCAUUACCUUCAGUAGCUUAUUUAAGAGACAUCAUCAAUAAGGGACAGCAGCGAGACAUGGCGCUGGAAUAAGGGACUGUCCUGCCAAAUAAGGGACGCUUGACAGCUAUGCCCCCUUCUCUCUUUUUAAAAACUUGUUCGUUUUAUUAAAUUUUAAGAGAUCGGCACAAAUCGUAUCUGCAUCAAUAUAAAUGACUUUCAGGGUUUAAGAUCUCCCUCGUUCGUAUUACAGUAAUUAGCAAAGGGUCCCCCCCACUUCGUGUGGAGCAGUGGUUAGAGUGUCGGGCCAGGUGCUAGGAGACCAGGGUUUGAAUCCCCGCUUGGUCACGAGGCUCACUCCCUGGGACAAGUCCCUGCCUCUCAGCCUAAGCUACCUCACAAGGUUGUUGUGGGAUUAAAUGAAGAGAACCGUGAGGCCAUCUUGAGCUCUGUGGAGAAGAAAAUGAGGUGGGAUAUAAAUGCUACAAAUAAAUAAUAAUAAUAAUAAUAAUAAUAAUAAUAAUAAUUUAUAAUAAUUAUUUAUUAUUUAUACCCCGCCCAUCUGGCUGGGGUAUAAAUCAUCCUUUAUGGGUUAAAACAGUUGUUUUUUGUUAAUUCAAGGUUCUUCAGCGGCCAUUCCUCUAUAGAUAAAUCUGUGGGUCUCUCCAUUAGUAUCCCACUGUUCCUCCAAGGAGCUCAAGGUAGGGAAUACGGCCCCCUUAUUUCCCCCCCUCUGUGACGUAGGGUAGGCCGAGAGUGAGCAGCUGGCCUGAGGUCACGCCCAGCAAAUUUCAUGGCUCAGAGGGGAUUCGAACCCUGCUCUCUCCCAGCUCCUCAUCCAGAAGUCUGGCCACACUGGAUCUCACUCCCCGCUUGCUGUUUGUCUUCGUGCAAGAUUUCCCUGUUGGGGAAUCAGUGCAGCUGGGGAAUCUGUUUUCAAAAGAGCAACUCUGGGAAGGGGUCCUCUUUGCAGGUGGGGAGCAGGCAGGGAGGGGUGGGGGAACGCCGUGGCUGCAGGGCAGGCUGGCAGGAGGCACUAACCGUAAAGGCAGCUUUCCUCCAUGCGCAGGUGCGAGGAAAGGAAGCUGCUGUCGACACGGUCGCUGCCUCGGAAACCUUGCAAGGUGCUCUUGGCUUGCUUGAACUCCCUGUACCAUCAGCUGGAUGAAAGUGAGUAGUCAGUGCAUGCAGUGGAGGGAAUUAGGAUCAGAGGGGAUGCAAAUGUUGUGACACGAAACCAUGGCUAAUGCUCCUCUCUUUCCUCCAUCCAAACAAGCAUGGUUCGUGGGCAUAUUCCACGCCGGUAGAAGCACUCAGGGAAGGGGUGCAACAGGGUCUGUGUGGGAAUCUGGCCAGGGGAAGUCCCGAGAAAAAAAUAGAGAGGCCCAGAAGGCCCUCCCCUAGGUCUGCGGUUCCCUGUUGUUAAUGUGAGCCAAGGUUUAUAAACCAACAAACCGUGGUUUAGGCCUCUCUAUCUGGCCCUUGGUACUUUCCUCAGGCCACACCCCUCAGAACUCACUGUCACGCCCCUUUCUCCAGGCCACACCCCUCAGAACUCCUCUCUGCCACGCCCCUCUCCCCAGACCACACCCCCUCAUCAGUUGUUCCGCCUGGCCUUUGGCUUGGAAUCAACUUGAUCCCCUCCCCCUCUUUCCUUUUUCCUUUCUCCUUCUGUGAUGGAACUCCUAUUUGGGGACUUCCCUGGCUUUUUCUGGCCCACGUAGGACCAGUCUGGAUAGUUGGCCUUGGUGAAGAUUUGACGUUUUCAUCCCCCAAAAGUUUUUGAUUUGAGUUUCUACUGAAAUGAGGCUGCAUCUUAAUGUUGUAUUUUAAUCUUGUUUUUCAGUUUUUAUUUUAAUCAAUUGAUUUUAUAUCUGGUGUUAGCCGCCCUGAGCCCAGUCUUGGCUGGGGAGGGUGGGGUAUAAAUAAAAUUUAUUAUUAUUAUUAUUAUUAUUAUCAUCAUCAUCAUCAUCAUCAUCCCUGCUUCGCACCCUCUUUGAGUGUUUUGUCCUGGCUGUGGAUGUGCCCCUGAGCUCUGAUCUUGUCUCUGCUUGCCUGGGUGGAUGAUAGAGAGGCGGCCCCAGGACCAACAUUUUGGGGGAUUUUACAACAGGAAAUAAACUGCCACAAGGGCUGGAUUCAAUCAGCAGGCGCUCAGGAUUAGGCCCUCAGGCCGGACUUUGAACAUGCCUGGCUUACAAACAAAUUUUAUUGCAACCUUUUCAGAAUAAUAAAAUUUGGGAGUGAUACCCAUACGAAGAUGGGUCCGAGCCCCACGUUGGACAAAAAAAACUUCCCAUAUUGGACUAGAUGAACCUUGUGGUUCUCCUUCCAGCUCUACAAUUCUAUGAUUCUGUGAGGUAAUCCUGCUGACAGGAUCCCUGAUAGGUUGGCCACCCAACCUCCGCUUAGAAACCACGAGGGCAGCCUUUCUCAACCUGUGGUUCCCCAGAUGUGGCUGGACUACAACUCCCAUCAUCCCAACUAGCAAGGCCAGAGCUCAGGGAUGAUGGGAGUUGUAGUCCAACCACACCUGGGGACCCGCAGGUUGAGAACCGCUGCACUAGGGUAAGAGAACUUGAAUACCUCCUUAACAUCCUUGUCGCCCUCUCCUCUGCAGUGUAUAACCGGCCCGUCGAGGAAGCCACCCUGGAAUUCCUGCUGACCGACUACGACCUCAUCUACGGCCGGCGGAAACAGCUGGAACUGGACAUCCAGGGGGCUUUCCUUCGCUUCAUGGCCUGCCUGCUGAAGGGCUACCGCUGCUACCUCCUGCCCAUAACGCAGGCGCCCUCUGAGAAGACCCGCGACUCCAGUAGCCUCUUCAACCUCCAGGGUACGGCAAGACAGGGGAGGGAGCUGUCCCAACGCCCGGGUCCUGCGUGGGGGCUUCCCCUGGAGGAGAGGAUGCUCAGCUAGAGGGGCCACGGGCCUGAUCCACCAGCCAGGCUCUAAGAACCGUAGAAUUGUCUGGCCCAGCUCCCUGCAAUCUUUCGCCCCACGUGGGAUUCAAACCCACGACCUUGAGAUUAAGAGGCUCAUGAUCUUCCGACUGAGCUAUCUUCUUAUGUUCCAGUGAGGGAGGGCAUAUUCAUGGAGGAUAUCAGCAGCUUCUGGUCGCAGGGACUAUAUUCUUCCUCCCAAGAUGAAAUAGGCCAUCGAGACAUAUAAAAUGUAGACAUGUGUUUUAGUUUGAUUUUCAGCUUUGUCGUUGAUCUUUCCUUUUGAAUUCUUUAAAGGGUUGUUUUUCUGAUAAUUUCGUCGCUUUAUUUUUGCAAAACCCCUUUGAGGUUUUCUGCUUGUUUUCUGCAAUCAUACGGUAGAUAAAUUUUACGAGAUGCGUACAUAACAACAACAAAAUGUUUGAGGCUUUUUGCUUUUUUUUAAUAAGUGGUAUACAAACUUUAUGAAAUGUGUUUUACGACGCAGGUGUUAGCCUGGUUUUUAGCUUUGGCGUGGAUCUGAAUUAUUUUUUCCAAUUUUUAAAAUAGCUGUUUCGUCGCUUUAUUUUUUUGCAAAACCUCUUUGAGGUUUUUUGCUUGUUUUCUGCAAUCAUACAGUCCAUAAAUUUCAUGAGAUGAGUAGAUAACAACAGCAACAACAGCAGCAAUAGCUUGAGUGCAGAUUUGAACCUAAGUCUUACCUGGCCCAGUGCUCUAACCACUACACCACCACUGCCUCCCAUUCCCCCCCUCUCCUCAAUCCAGGCUUCCUGAAGUCACGUGACCGGGCGUAUCACAAGUUUUAUGGGCAGCUCCUCCGCACCCAGCUCUUCACGCAGUUCAUUGAGGAGUGCUCCUUCGUCAACGACCGCCACACAUCCCUAGAGUUCUUCGACUCCUGCGUGGAGAAGGUGACAGGAAGGGAGCUAAAUGUGGGUUCAGCUGGGGCCCAGGAAAUGGGCGCUGUACAGAUCAGGCUAUUGAACAGUCAAAAUGAGAUUUGGUGAAUUUCAUGUGUCGAGUGUGCUACUUAAAGCAAUGGGGGGAUACUUCAGUCAAGGGUGGGUGGCUGUUCCCGCAGACCUUAAUCCAGUCCCAGUACAGUGGUACCUUGGUUCUCAAACACGUUGGUACUCAAACGACUUGGAACCCAAACACUGCAAACCCAGAAGUAAGUGUUCCGGUUUGCAAACUUUUUUGAGAAGCUGAAUGUGCUCCAUUUUGAGUGUUACGCUUCCGAUUUGAGUGCCAUGCUUCCGUUCUGAGUGUUACACUGAGGUCUGUCUGUUUUUGCUGUUUAUUUUGCAUUUUUGUUUUUGUGGCUCUUUUUGUUUUGUUUUUGUGACUGUCUGGAACCCAGUUCAGCUACUGAUUGUGUGUCUGCAGUACAUUGUUUAUUGCUUUUAUUUUAUUGAUCAGUGGUCUCGUUAGAUAGUAAAAUUCAUGUUAAAUUGCUGUUUUUAAAAGUCUGGAAUGGAUUAAUCCAUUUUGCUUUACAAUGGUACCUCGGGUUACAUACGCUUCAAGUUACAGAUGCUUCAGGUUACAGACUCCGCUAACCCAGUAAUAGUACCUUGGGUUAAGAACUUUGCUUCAAGAUGAGAACAGAAAUCGGGCGGCGGCAGCGAGAGGCCCCAUUAGUUAAAGUGGUGCUUCAGGUUAAGAACAGUUUCAGGUUAAGAACGGACCUCCAGAACGAAUUAAGUACGUAACCAGAGGUACCACUGUACUUUCUUUGGGAAAGCACGCCUUGGUUUUGGAACGCUUUGGUUUUGGAACGGACUUCUGGAACGGAUUAAGUUUGAGAACCAAGGUACCACUGUAAGGCUUUUGCAGUCUACAAGAGCUCCCUCAAAUGGUCAUUCAAUUUAAAAAAAGGACUUUAAAAAGUGACCGCUUCCUAGAUCCCCUGAUGUGAGGCCAUGAUGCCACGUUAAUGCACUUCACAAGAUGUCUCUCUCUCCUGCCAUCGCUGUUCCUGCUCAGGUGGACCUGGAGAAGAUGGAGGAAUCUCCCCUGAUCGAACUAGACGACACUCACGGCAGCGAACACACCGUCUUCAUCAUGCCCCCGGAGGAGCCCACCGGACCCAAUGGCUCUGAGCUGCCACCGCGCUACCAGUGAGUUCUGCUGGAAUCACAGCACGGCAGAGUUGGGAAGGGGCCCCUCAGGAGUCAUCCAGCCCAACCCGCUGUGACGCAGAAAUCACAGCUAAAGAGUCCCCGGCCGAACAGCCCGUACUAUCAGGACGUUCCUCCUAACGUUUAGUCAGAACUUCUUUUCUUGCAACUUGAAUUCCUUGGUUCAGGUCCUGCCUUCUGGAGCAGCGGAAAUCUAGCUUGCUCCACCUUCGACGUGACAGCCCUCCAAGUGUUUGAAGAAGACUUCUGUGUCACUUACCAUAACACACCUUGAUUUUGUGUGUAUAAAUUGGGGUGUGGGAGAAACGUAAACGGUUUAGAUAAUUUUGUUCAAACGUUGAGAAGAGAGCAUAGCUUGAGAUUUCGUUUUUGGGGUUUUUUUGGGUUGCAUCAGAAUGUUGACCCUACUCAGAUAAGACCCUUUGGAAUUAAUUAGUGGGCCUGCAGUCAUCCCGGUCCCACCUUGAGGUGAGCAGCAGAAACCAGGGUGGGGCUGCGCAAGUAAGCCUGUUGGUACAUCAACUCUUGACAUGGAGAGAAGAGCCUCUUUGGGGAAGGGUUAUAGCUCAGCAGCAGAACAGCCCCUGCCUUGCAAGAAGAAUUCCAUCCCAAAAUUUCCAGAAAAGUUUCCUGCCUGAAAUCCUGGAGAGCGCUACUGCCAGUCCGUGUCAGCAGUACUGAGCUAGAUGCACCAACCGUCCAACUCAAGUGACCCAUUUUCCUAUUUAUUCAGAACAGUGAGGACUAGAAUCUUAACUUUCCUUUUGCAGGAAGGGGCUGCCGCUCAGUGCUAGAGCAUCUGCUUUGCAAAUUUGCAUGAAACCCCGGAAUGCUGCUGACCGUCAGUGUGGUCAGUGUGAGCUAGGGGGACAGCGAUCUGACUCUGUAUAUGGCCGUUCCUAUGUGCCUGUUUAGAACUAUUCAGAAGCAGGAGGUCUAGAAGCCUUAUUUUAAGGGGGAAGGCCACAGCUCAGCCGACCGCCUCCUUCUCUCUCUUCACUCCAGGUACGAUGGCUUCCCCAGGCUGCAGGCCAAGCUCUUUGAGCGGCCCCAGGACCAGCUCAUGCCCUCACUUUGCCAAGCCCGGACCAGCGCUCCCAGCAGCCCAGCUCCACGCAGGACCAAACAGGUAGGGUUUGCGCCUGGGCUUGCAGCAGUGGCUAUAGGUGUCCCCAGCCACUCGGUGCCUUAUAGCACAUAAAAAAUUGUAAAACGUGAGACAUACAAAAUUUCCCAAUAUAGGGCUGUCUUCAGAUGUCUUCUAAAAGUCAGAUAGUUGUUUAUUUCCUUGACAUAUGAUGGGAGGGCAUUCCACAGGGCGGGCGCCACUACCAACAAGGCCCUCUGCCUGGUUCCCUGUAACCUCACUUCUCACAGGGAGGAAACUGCCAGAAGGCCCUCGGAGCUGGACCUCAGUGUCUGGGCUGAACGAUAGGGGUGGAGUCCUUUAAGGGCACUUUCACAUUGCACAUUUAAAGCCCUGUGUGUGAAAAUAGACAUGGCUUCCCCCACAAAGGAUUCUGGGAACUGUCAUUUGUUGAGGGUGCUGAGAGCUGUUAGGAGACCUCAUUCCCAGAGCUGUUUUGACAUUCAAUCCCUCUUCCCAGGGAACUCUGGGAGUUAUAGCUCUGUAAAGGGAAUAGUAGUCUCCGAACUCUCAGCACCCUUAACUGACCACAGUUCCCAAGAGUCCUGCGGGGGAAGCUAUGAUAGUUUGAAAAGAUACCACAGGGCUUUAGUAGUGUGGUUCGGAUGUGGCCUAACCCUGGUUGAUUAACUUCAGCAGGUCUGCUCUGGGUAGAAAUAACCCUGGCUAAUCCCUGUUGACCUUGGGCUACAGUGCAGUUGAGAAAUAAAUUUUUCAAGUCCAAUUGUGACCUUCUCCCUUUCUUCUCCGCAAAACCCCACAAAUCUUCCCCACUCGAGGGACGAUUCCAACAGAUUCCACACAAAAAGCGCUUAUGUCCCUGUGGAGAUGGCAGUACCGAAUCGGUGGCGCAUGCCCUCCUGGCUUGCGCUCUUUAUAAAGACUUGAGGAAUGAGAUUAUCACCUCUCUUUUAUUGUCCAUUCCGGGUCGGCCAGCCACUGCCACCGUGCCCUUUCUCUUGGCAGAUCAUCAAGAUGAGCAGGUGACAGCAAAGGUUGCAAGGUUUUUUUAGCUGAGGCAGUGAGAAUAAGAUCCACUAUUUGACUAUUGAUUCAAAACCCUAAAAUGUGUUUUAUAGAAUUGACUUUUUAUUUCUAUUCUUUGUCUAUCGUAUUGUUGUUUUAUUGCUACGGCCGAUGGCUGACGCAAAUAAAGCUUCAUUCAUUCACUCCCCACCCCUUCCAGGAAAUGAAGGUAGCCCAGCGAGUGGCUCAGAAGUACUCUGCGAUGCCAGAUAUGUGGGCUAAGUGCUUGCUUGGGCACUGCUACGGCCUGUGGUUCAUCACGCUGCCCACCUACGUGCGGGCAGCAACCUCUAAGGUGCGGGCCUUGCAGACGGCCUACGAGGUGCUCAAACAGAUGGAGACCAAGAAGGUGGUGCUUCCCGAUGAGGUAGUUGCUGGAGCCUGAUGCCGUCUCCCCGAUGUUUACUGUACAGAAUUGGUUCAGUCCUUUGAAUUCAUCUGAAUCUGCUGCUUAUAAUAUAUAAUAAUAAUAAUACGUUUUUAUUUACACCCCACCCUUCCUGGUUCAGAAAACCGGGCUCAGGGCGGCUAACAACAAAUUUAAAACACUUAAUUGAUGCAACAAAAAACCAGCAUAAAAUACAGUAUAAAACGUGAAUAACAAUAAAUUCAGAAUUGAGGGGGGAAAUCCAUCCCAUAAACAUUAGAUGAUCACCAGGGCUAGCUGGCUAAAUUAGUCCUAUUUGGGCCAGCGAGGAGACCAGGGGAGAAUUAGCUGUGGGAUCCCAGAGUGGGUAAUCUUCAUAAAAAGGGGAGGGGGAAGGAAGGAAGGGGAAUAUAAGAUCAGGCUAAAUUCAAGUUGAAAGCCAGGCGGAAUAGCUCUCUCUUACAGGCCCUGCGGAAGGAAGUUAAAUCCUGCAGGGCCCUGGUCUCAUGGGACUGAGCAUUCCACCAGGUCGGAGCCAUCACUGAGAAGGCCCUGGCCCUAGUGGGGGAUAAUCUGACUUCCUUAGGGCCCGGAACCUCUAAACUAUGAUUAUUCAUGGACCUUAAGGUCCUCUGUGGGGCAUACCAGGAGAGGUGGUCCCAUAAAUACAGGGCUGCCUUCAGAUGUCUUCUAAAAGUCUGGUAGUUGUUGUUCUCUUUGACAUCUGUUGGGAGGGCGUUCCACAGGGCGGGUGCCACUACCGAGAAGGCCCUCUGCCUGGUUCCCUGUAACUUGGCUUCUCAAGUGAGGGAACCACCAGAAGGCCCUCGGUGCUGGACCUCAGUGUCCGGGCAGAACGAUGGCGGUGGAGACGCUCCUUCAGAUAUACUGAAUUGCAGGUCUGUGGCGUGGGAUUCUCCCUUGGCAAGGGGUAAGGCAGGGAAGGGGAUAAGCAAUCCACAACCAUUCAUGCCAUCUCUUUGCCCUCCCGCUUCUCAGGUGUGCUAUCGAAUCCUGAUGCAGCUGUGUGGUCAAUACGGCGAGCCUGUCCUCUCUGUCCGAGUGCUGCUGGAGAUGAAGCGGGCCGGUAUCGUGCCCAACACCAUCACCUAUGGCUACUACAACAAGGUACCUCGCUUGCAGACCCCUCCACUUUCCCUCGGCUCUGUCAGAGGGCAUUCUGCUUCAACAGGGCACAGGGUAUAAGGAUGUGUGUCCGGCGUCUGCUGUUCCCCCUGGGGCUCGGGACCUGCAGAGAGAAGUGGCGGUGAUUAUGAGAGGUUUUCUGGCCCAGAGUCAGGAGUUGAAAAGACAGAUCAGGACCCUGGAGAGCUCCGAGCAAGCCCAGCUGGCUGAGCUAUGGGAGAUGUUGUCUCAGCGCAAGGCUGAGAGGGCUUGGAACUGGUACCUGCAGGCCUGUGCUCCUGUGUGGUUCUGGAAUGGAAGAGGCUGUAGGGGACUUGCCCAGGGGACUCUGAGGAUGAUAGAAAGAGCCACAUAUUCAGGCCAGGGAACUGCAGAAGGAUGCUCAUGCCUAGUUCCACCCCUAAGCAUUAUUUCUCACCCAAUUUAGGGAGGGGACGAAAGCUUUAUAACUGGGGAUCAAAAUCCCUUGCUGAUCUUCGGCAAAUUGCCCUGAGAUCUACCAGUAGUAAUAGUAAUAGUAAUUUAUUAUUUGUACGCUUCCCAUCUGGCUGGGCUUCCCCAGCCACUCUGGGCGGCUUCCAACAAAGAUUAAGGUAAAGGGACCCCUGACCAUUAGGUCCAGUCGUGGCCCACUCUGGGGUUGCGACGCUCACCUCGCUUUAUUGGCCGAGAGAGCCGGCGUACAGCUUCCGGGUCAUGUGGCCAGCAUGACUAAGCCGCUUCUGGCGAACCAGAGCAGCACACGGAAACGCCAUUUACCUUCCCACUGGAGCAGUACCUAUUUAUCUACUUGUACUUUGAAGUGCUUUCGAACUGCUAGGUUGCCAGGAGCAGGGACCGAGCAAUGGGAGCUCACCCCGUUGCGGGGAUUCGAACCGCCAACCUUCUGAUCGGCAAGUUCUAGGCUCUGUGGUUUAACCCACAGCAAAAUACAUUAAAAUGUCACACAUUAAAAACUUCCCUGAAGCCUUCAGAUGUCUUCUAAAUUUCAGGUAGUAGUUUAUCUCUUUGACAUCUGGUGGGAGGGCGUUCCACAAGGGGGGCGCCACUACCAAGAAGGCCCUCUGCCUUGUUCCCUGUAGCUUUGUUUCUCGCAGUGAGGGAACCGCCAGAAGGCCCUUGGCGCUGGACCUCAGUGUCCAGGCAGAACGAUGGGGAUGGAGACACUCCUUCAGGUAUACUGGGCCAAGGCGGUUUAGAGCUUUAAAGGUUAGCACCAACCCUUUGAUUGUGCUCGGAAAUGUACUGGGAGCCAAUGUAGGUCUUUCAGAACCAGUGCCAUAUGAUCUUGAGAGCCCGAGAUCUCCCUUCUGCCCGCCACUUGCUUUGUUGCCCUCUCACCUCCUCCUCCUGCUCAUCCAUAGGCCAUUUUGGAAUGCAAAUGGCCGUCUGGUACCCAGGGAGGCCGCCUCCGCUGGGCCAAGCUGCGGAACGUCGUCCUGGGGGCCGCCCAGUUCCGCCAGCCUCUGCGGCAGCGGCAGCGUGAGGCAGAAUCGCAGAGCGUCAGCAGCCAGUCAGGUAUGGAAACCUUGCCUUAUGAGGAACGGUCGAAGGAGCUGGGUAUGUUUAGCCUGGGAAAGAGGAGUCUUGAGAGGAGACCAUGAUAGCCAUAGUCGUAUAGCUAAAGGGCUGUCACAUGGAAGAUGGGGCAAGCUUGGCAAGCCGAUGGAAGGGGCCUUGCUACCUCAGGUGUUACCUGGGAGAACAGCCCCUGGCGGAGGCAGUUCAGGGAGAGAGAGAAAUGUUGAGGAGGGAGAGUGUUGAUAGUUGAAAGGUGCCAGUGUGGUGGUGUGGUUAAGAGCCGUAGACUCGUAAUCUGGGGAACCGGGUUCGCGUCUCCGCUCCUCCACAUGCAGCUGCUGGGUGACCUUGGGCCAGUCACACUUCUCUGAAGUCUCUCAGCCCCACUCACCUCACAGAGUGUUUGUUGUGGGGGAGGAAGGGAAAGGAGAAUGUUAGCCGCUUUGAGACUCCUUCGGGUAGUGAUAAAGCGGGAUAUCAAAUCCAAAUCCAAAGUGUGAUUUGAUUUCCGCAAACUGCUUUGAGGUGGGGUCUGGGUGGGGGGACGUGAAGCAGCUUCAGAAAAGUGUCAUCUAGAGCUCAUUGGGAUGGAUAUGCUAGCAGGUUAAUCAUGAUGCAAAGGACUUCAAAGGUUUGGUCCGAGCUGGCUGCUGGAGACAGCAUUUUUCUCCCUGCUUCCGUUGGCAGAGGGCAGAAGCAUCAAGAUGCCAGGCUCCCGCUCCCGGUCCCGGUCCAAUCUGCAGCGGCAGACGACUUGGUCUGGGGGCAGUGUGACCGAGAACCUUCCGUCCACGUCGCUGGUGAAGAGCGGCAGCCUCAGUUUCCCUCAGCAGGAGCCAGAAGCUGGAGUGGCUCGUGGUGAGUUUUGGAGGCGGGCGGAGGAGUCCUUGGAGACUCGAAAAUAGUUGCAGCAGGAUCAGUAUAUCAAUAUAUCCAAUGGGGGGAGGAGGGAGAACCUAAUAAGAGUCCUUGGAUCAGUCCGACCUGAGCACAAGAGCAUUGUGGAGUCAGAAGACAGCCGUCGUUGCUAUUGGCCUUGAUAGCCUUCCCCUCCGUGAAUUUGCCCAGUCCCCUUUUAAAGCCAUCCACCUUGGUGGCCGUCACUGCCUCCUGUGGCAGGGAGUUCCACAGUUUAACGCUGGAUGUCCCCGAGCUCUAGUGUUGCUCUUACUCGCUUUUUCUCUAAACUAGGCCAACACUUCAGCAAUACCUUUCUGCCCCACUGUAUCUGCCAAAUUCUCUCGCAGGAUUCCUGUGGCCAUGUGCCAGUGGUGGGCGGGGCCAGAGCCCAAAGUGGGAGGGGCAAUGAACAUUCCAAGGGCUGUGUUCCAGUGGUGGGCGGGGCCAAAGCCCAAAGUGGGAGGGGCAAUGAGCAUGAAUUUUAUUUCUUACAGUAAGACACUUCCUUACACACAUUUGCACACCCCACCUGCUUUACCCGACAUUAAGGCAGGCCAAGAGGCACAAGCAGAGUCCACGGACAGGUUCCAGCUAGGCAAAAACCGUCAAGGAGGGUGCAAAGCAGGGACAGUGCUUGGCGUGCCCUGAGGGCCAGAUAGCAUGGCUUGGAGGGCCGCAUUUGACCCCACGCCCUGGCCUAAUAAUAAUAAUAAUAAUAAUAAUAAUAAUUUAUUAUUUGUACCCCACCCAUCUGGCUGGGUUUCUCUAGCCACUCUGGGCGGCUUCCAACAAAGAUUAAAAAUACAUUAAAAUGUCACACAUUAAAAACUUCCCUGAACAGGGCUGCCUUCAGAUGUCUUCUAAAAGUCAGAUAGUUGUUUAUUUCCUUGACAUCUGAUGGGAGGGCGUUCCACAGGGCGGGCGCCACUACCGAGAAGGCCCUCUGCCUGGUUCCCUGUAGCCUCACUUCUCGCACUGAGGGAACUGCCGCAAGUCCCUUGGCGCUGGACCUCAGUGUCCGGGCAGAACAAUGGGGGUGGAGACGCUCCUUCAGGUAUACUGGGCCGAGGCUGUUUACGGAUUUAAAGGUCAGCACCAACACUUUGAAUUGUGCUCGGAAACGUACUGCUGUAACCCAUAUCAGUCCUUUCCUGUCCUCUCCCGCUUUGCAGCGACCAAGGCCCUGGACGCCACAGACCACGGCAGCAGCAGCACGCUCCCCGCCCUGCCCCACUGGCUGCAAGGCCGGGCCGGGAGCUCCGAGGACGGGAGCCUGUCGGACGUCAGCAGCUUCUUGACGGACGAGAGCGACAGGUUGACCCUGAGCAGCGUGGACACUCAGCCGGGCCCGGGGCGGUUGGAUGGCUCUGCCACAGGGUCGGAGAACCGUGGCAUAGGGAGCGGCACACCGCGCAGAAGCCUGGCUGCCAAACUCCAGCAGCUGCUCUCGCCCAUCAAGCGGCCGUCGCUGAGACACGGCGCCACCGCGGAGCAUUCGCACACACGCCGCGGGUCCGAGCAGCGGGAGCUCCCACCUCGCCGCAGCCCGCUGGAAAGCCGCUUGUUGCUUCCUCGCGAGCGCCCGGGCUCCACUGCCUCCGAGGUAGGGAGCCCUGAGCAGCAGGCUGCGCGGUAACCGUGCCAGAAGUGGUUCUGGAACAAAGCAGGUUGUGAAAUAAAGGCUUCCGGCCUGUUUAGGCAACUCCUCAUUUAUGUGUGUUCAAGGGCUGCGUCUCGCCAAAGUAAUAAUAAUAAUAGUAAUAAUAAUAAUAUAUUUUAUUUAUAUCUCGCCCUCCCCGGCCGAAGCUGGGCUCAGAGCGGCUAACAACAAUAAAAUGAUACAACAUUCUAAAAUCAUUUCAUUUCAUUAUAAAAUCAGUUCGAAUCAGAUUAAUGGCAACCAUUGGGCUAGAGUUCUAUUAGGAUGACAGGAGGAGGGGGUCAGGCUGUGCCCUGGCCAAAGGCCUGGUGGAACAGCUCCGUCUUGCAGGCCCUGCGGAAAGAUGUCAAGUCCCGCAGGGCCCUAGUCUCUUGUGACAGAGCAUUCCACCAGAUUGGGGCCACAGCCGAAAAAGCCCUGGCUCUGGUUGAGGCCAGCCUAACCUCCCAGGACCUCCAAGAUGUUUUUGUUUGAAGACCAUAAGGUCCUCCGUGGGACAUACCAGGAGAGGCGGUAAGAGAGACGGUCCCGUAGUUACAAGGGUCCUAGGCUGUAUAGAGCUUUAAAGGUUAAAACCAGCACCUUAAACCUGAUCCUAUACUCCACCAGGAGCCAGUGCAGCUGGUAUAGCACCGGGUGAAUGUGAUCCCGCAGCGAGGACCCCGUAAGGAGUCUUGCCGCAGCAUUCUGCACCCGCUGGAGUUUCUGGGUCAGUCUCAAGGGCAGCCCCACAUAGAGCGAGUUACAAUAGUCCAGUCUGGAGGUGACAGUCGCGUGGAUCACAGUGGCUAGGUCAGGGCGAGAGAGGUAAGGAGCCAACUGCUUAGCUUGGCGGAGAUGAAAAACAAACCCAGAAGUGGCAUGAAAAGGGGUGAAAACGGCCCUGAAAGAGUGCAAAAGUGGCGCGAAACUAUGUUUAGCAAUCCCACAAGCCUUUGCAAGUGCAAUCCCGCGAGCUCUUGCACCAACCUUUGAGGCCUGGGGAGUCAGGGAGUCGGAAUUUGAGCAUGGAGGUUUGGAGGGAGCGAUUGUGGUGUUUGCAGGCCUCUUCAAUGGUGUUCCCAGUAAACGUAAUUUCGCUUAAGUGUGCGCUGCCUCGGGACUUAACCCCUGUGUAAAUGGUGAGUUGCCUCUACCCAGGUUCCUGUUAUCGCCCUUCCUCCUUGCUUGGUUACUCGAUUCACUGUCUCCAUUUGAGGUGUGCGUUAUUUCUUGUUACAGUUUAUGCUACAAAAUUCAAUAAUUAUUCCCCACCCCACCUCACUUUUCUUUGCAACAGAGUUCCGUGUCCCUGGGCAGCGAAUACGAUUAUUCGAACAGCUCCUUGUGCAGUUUCAACCUCCGGAAAUCCACCGAUUUGCUGACAGAGUCUCCGGCGGUUGAGGUAUAUUCCAGCUUGCCGUCCCUGACUCGCUCUCCCUGCAUCCCUCAAAAGCUCCUCUCUCCACCAUCCGUACUUUAACGUGCCGUAGGUGUACUCUCCAAGCAUCAUAAUUAAGCCUCCGUUAUUUGCAGUGCACUCAAUGUGGGGCUGGGACGCGGGUGGCGCUGUGGGUUAAACCACAGAGCCUAGGAAUUGCCGAUCAGAAGGUCGGCGGUUCGAAUCCCCGCGACGGGGUGAGCUCCCAUUGCUCGGUCCCUGCUCGUGGCAACCUAGCAGUUCAAAAGCACGUCAAAGUGCAAGUAGAUAAAUAGGUACCGCUCCAGCGGGAAGGUAAACGGCGUUUCCGUGCGCUGCUCUGGUUCUCCAGAAGCGGCUUAGUCAUGCUGGCCACAUGAUCCGGAAGCUGUACGCUGGCUCCCUCGGCCAAUAAAGCGAGAUGAGCGCCGCAACCCCAGAGUCGGUCAUGACUGGGCCUAAUGGUCAGGGGUCCCUUUACCUUUAAUGUGGGGCUGCUUUCGGGGGCUUGAUCUGGAGACUCCAGCUGGUUCAAAACACUGCAGCUCGACUGUUUAAUUUCAUUUAAUUUAGUAUUACAUUUCUACUGUGCCUUUUCUCCCUAGGAGAUCAAGGUACAUGGUUCCCCCCUGCCCCAACUCCAAUUCAUCCUUGCAACAACCCCAGGAGGUGGGUUAGUCUGAGGGCCUGUGAAUGGUCCAAGGUUAGCCGGUGAGCAGAGAAACUAGAACUCGGGUCUCACAGGUCCAAGUCUGUCACUGUAACCCUUACACAACACUGUCCCCCACCUUCUUCUGAAAUACGAGCUCCAUUAGGUACCUCCCGCUCCUGAGUUGUUCCUGUGCCACAAAUAAGAACCGGUUCUUCAAGAGCCAGUGCCAGAGCUUGCUUUUUUCCUCUUCCCUCCCUAAUCCUUUGCCCUUGUGUGCCGUGACUUUAAGCUUGCAGGCCAGGAACUGUCUUGUUUCAACGGACAGUCUGCAAGCCACUCUUUGCCCUCUGUGAUUCUAUGGGCCUUUGCCAAGCAAGUUCUUUCCUGACCUUCCUCCCGUCCUGCUCAGGUCCUUCUCUCCAGCUGUUCCCGGUGCCAGGCCUGCAGCUCGCUGGUGUACGAUGAAGAGGUGAUGGCCGGCUGGAGUUCGGACGAUUCCAACCUCAACACCACCUGCUCCUUCUGCGCCCGCUCCUUCGUGCCCUUCCUCAGCAUUGAGAUCCAGGAUUUCCAGGCGGCCCCCAGGUCAGAACCCCGGGUGGUUCCACUCCCCUGUCAUUAUAGGGGUGGCCUGGUCAGCAGCACUGGCUGCUGUCCAUUGGGACUGGUGGGGCGGAACUUAGGGGGCCCACCACUUGGUGGCACCAGAGGCAAUGACAGGCAGUGAUUACAACCAAUGAAAGGCUCCUAAGACUGGUGGGGCGGAAGUCAGGGAGCCACCAGUAGGUGGCGUCAGAGCGGAUGGCUGGCAGAGAAUUGGAGAACUGAGACUGCUCUUAGAAUUCCAGAGACAAGAGGCUUAGCCCUUUGCAAAUAACAGCAAACUGUGGUCAGCCUGGAAUGGUAUGCAAUACUGGGCCUUUUUUCAAAGGAGAACCAUUUUAACGAAUGGACAUGACUAAUUUAGGUCCAUUUUCAAUAGGUCUACUCUUGAGUAGAGCUCGGUUGGAUACAGCCCUAUGUGUCUGGGUUGUGCCAUUUUGACCUUCAGAGGAGAGCUCAAUUCCUCUCUCUUUUUUAAAAAAAAAGUCCAAAAAACAAGCACAAAACCCCCUCCAAAUAUUUCAUGCACCUAGAAAUCUAGUAUGUCAGGAUGAUGGAGUCCAGCAGCAUCUUCUCCAACAUUCUAGUUUUCUAGGUGCAGGGAUUUAUUUAGUACACAUAUGGACAUGUGAUUUUCCCUUCUUGCAACGCAGGCCGAGAAACAGGUUAGCUGUCUUGGCUUGUUUUGAGUGCGGGGCUGAAGGAAGACGCUUGGUGCUUGCUUUUUUAAAGUAAGGCUCUAGUCCUCAUGUUUGUAAAAAAAAAAAAAAGGGACUAGAAUUCGUUGGCAUAUGUAUUGAGUAGAUGUUUUUCUCUCCAUCAUUUCCGCCUCCCCAGCAUCGCUGACACCUCAGACACCAGCUCUAUCUCCUCCGAUUGGCCGCGGGACAGCGAAGCCCCCGCGCCAGGGAGCCAGGGCCCCGUCCUCAGCGACCGCUCCCACUGCCUGUCUCUGGAUGAAGCUGAGCCGGAACCCGGAAGGGAGUCCAGGGCUGGGUCUCUGUGCAACGGCUUCACCGAGUCUCCGGUGCGGAUGGGCUUGGGGGAGAACCUUCUGGGUCUUUCAGCUAGAAAACGGGGGAGUUGUGAUGAGAGGAGGAGCAACACGGAGAGCCCAAGGGCCUCAUUCCCGUUUGGGCAAGCUCUCGAGGGCCGCGUGAUGCCAGUGGUGGGCGGAGCCAGAGGCGGAAGUGGGCGGGGCAACACAUGUAAAUGGCACCUUUGCGCGGUGGGCUAGUUCCUGCCUCAGGCAAGAGACUCAUCCAGGGAAACCAGAGGGCAUAAUCAGGGUUCAAGGGAGGGUAGGACUCAAACCCGUGGCUUCAAGUUACAGGAAAAAACACUUAGGGUACAAGGCAGGCCUAGCGAAGGGUGUAUAUGGAGGGCCACAUCUGGCCCCUGAGCCUGUGGUCCCCACCCUCCCCUCAUUCUAGCUAGACAGGCCUAUUUUGAACCCAGGCUCACCCCCUUGGCAUUAACCAAAAUCCGAUACUGCCUCUUGCUUGCCUGGUAUGUAUAUGAGUGUGCAUGUAGAAAUUUAUUCAUACCCCACCUUUUUACCUGACGGGGCUUAAGCCUGCUUACGGUUAAGAAUAAGAACUGCCAGAAACAUACUAAGGUGAAAUUCAGAUUAAUCUCUCAUCCCCCUGUUGCCCCUGGCCCUGCCUACUGUUGGAAUGCGGCCCCCAGAAGCUUUAUCCUGGUCCCUUUUUUAUAUUGUGGGGUCCGGCGGUAAAGUUGAAAAUGGGCGAGAGCAACGCAAGGGUUGACGUCUGUCGUGACGCCUUCCUUGUUCUUACCUGUGCUUCGUUCCCCCCGCUUCCAGGUUCCUCAGGGUCCGGCCCCCGAAGUGGAACACCUGGCCUUUGCCUACCUGAGCCCCUUAGUCCUGCGGAAGGAGCUGGAGACCCUGCUGGAGAACGAGGGAGGGGACUUCCUGUCUCAGCCGGAGCUGGUGGACAACCACCCAAUCAUCUACUGGAACCUGGUGUGGUACUUCCAGCGCCUGGGUCUGCCCAGCAGCCUCCCCCAGCUGCUCCUGGCUAGCAAGCACUUCCAGUCAGCGCCGCAGGUGACUCAUCUCCCCAUCCCUCCUUAUCCUUACGGGAACAACCCUGCGAAAUAGGUUGGACCAAGAGAGGUGGGAACCUUCUAUGGCCCUCCAACACAUUGUUGGACUCCAACUCCCAUCAACCCCAGGCAGCCUGGCCCAAUGGUCAGGGGUGAUGGGAGGCCAUUGAGAUCUAAAGGACCAGAGACUCCCUGCCCUGGACACACAUCCCAACCAAUCAGGGAUCAUAUACUAAAUACAAUUGCAGAGGUGUAAAGCAGGGGCACAGAGCCUGUUGCCCUCCAGAAAUUGCUGGACUCCCAACUCCCAGCAGUCGGGGUGAUGGGAGUUUACACCUCUGAAAGUGCAUAAAAGCCAUGCGGCCUAGGACCUACGUACCUACGGGAUUGCCUCUCCUGGUAUGCCCCGCGGAGGACCUCAAGGUCCACAGAUAACAACACUUUGGAGGUUCCAGGUCGCAAGGUGGUUAGACUGGUUUCAACUAGGGCCGGGGCCUUUUCAGCACUGGCCCCGACGUGGUGGUACGCUUUGUCACAAGAGACUAGGGCCCUGCGGGACUUGACAUCUUUCCGCAGGGGCUGCAAGACAGAGCUGUUCCACUUGGCCUUUGGUUUGGACUUGGUGUGACCCUUAUGUUUCCCUCCCCUUAUGGUAUUGAUUUAUCAGCUAUUUUAAAAUGAGGCUGCAUUUUAAAUUGCAUUUUAACCUGUAUUUUAAAUUGGGUUUUUUUCUUUUCUUUCCCCUCCUCUCUUUUUUCUCUAUUAUGUUUUUACUGUGAUUUUAUUGGUGUUAGCCGCCCUGAGCCUGGCUCUGGCUGGGGAGAGAGGGGUAUAAAUAAAAAUUAUUAUUAUUAUUAUUAUGUGAUAUGUGAUCUCUGAUUGGCUGGGACAUGUUUCACACAGUGAGCCUAUGGUCCUCCAGGUGUAGUUGGACUGCCACUCACAUUAGCCCUGGCCAUCCCUGGUGAUGGAAGUUGUAGUCUAGCAACUUCUGGUUCCUCCCCACUGCCCUAAAGCAAGUUGUCCAGAAAUUGUCCUGUGACUUUCCUACCAUAAGAGAUCUGACGGUAAGAGCUGCUCAGUAGUGGAACCGUCUCCCUCGGGAGGUUGUGGACUCUCCUUCCUUGGAGAGAUUGGAUGGUCAUCUGUCCUGGAUGCUUUAUCUGAGAUUCCUGCAUUUCGGGGGCGGGUUGGACUAGAUGACCCUUGGGGUCCCUUCCAACUCUAUAAUUCCAAGAUUAUGUUACCAGGGUUGGGGAGGAGCCAGGGUGUGGCCCUCCAAGUGUUGCUAGACUCCAACUCCCCUCAUCCCUGACCAUUGGCUUCUCAAUACGGCUUACACUGCAGCUGUGAUACUUGGCUUAUAUUUCAGCUGCCGGCCCGUUAAUAACAUCGCAGUUAUUUUACUGACCGAUUGGUUAAUUAUGCAACGUGACUUAAGUUGUACCUGCGGUGUUUCAUUACGCCAUUGUUAUUUAUUGUCGGUAAGCCGCUUUGGGAUCGGUAUGAGUGGACAGCAACAUAGAAAGACAGAGUACAGUGGUACCUCGGGUUACAUACGCUUCAGGUUACAUAUGCUUCAGGUUACAGACUCCGCUAACCCAGAAAUAGUACCUCGGGUUAAGAACUUUGCUUCAAGAUGAGAGCAGAAAUCGUGCUCUGGCGGUAUGGCGGCAGCAGGAGGCCCCAUUAGCUAAAGUGGUGCUUCAGGUUAAGAACAAUUUCAGGUUAAGAACGGACCUCCGGAACAAAUUAAGUUCUUAACCUGAGGUACCACUGUAUUUGUUUUGUGCUCUCUGACCUUCCCCAAUGACCGCCCUCCCUCUCCACAGGGCUUGCCUCAGGAGGGGCUUCUCGUGAACGUACGUUUGGUCUGGGAUGUGUUGACGCCAGACCCCGACAGCUACCCCCCACUUUACGUCCUCUGGAGGUUCCACGGUAAGCGGCGUGUUUCAGGAAUAGCAAGACCACGGGUUACCUUUUUGUGGGGUUGCUAGGCGGAGGGGAGGGACCAUUCCAGGAGAUGGCCUGCCCGUGCCACGUCCUGUUUGUUAGCUGUGUGGAAAACCCCCGCUGAGCUAGAUAAAUGUGAUCCCAUUUAGCCUUUCACCAGCCGUGUUCAUGAGGAAUGGAGCUUCCAUGUUCAAGAGCAGUCUGCCUCUCUGUCCUGGGGACAAACAGCAGGGGAGGGCUAUUCCAUCCCUCCAUUCAUUCAUUCAUUCAUUCAUUCAUUCAACUUGUAUAACCACUUCACGUUUCAGCAGAAAUCUCUUUUACCUAUCCCGCCACCUCAAAAGAAGAUUAUACGGGCAACUCCCAGUUUCCACGAGGGUUACAUAAUGCGGCAUGUCAGUGAAAUCACGAAUAUUUGAAACACUAUUGUAAAAAGCCUGCAAGCGCCACAGUUGCACCCUCUAAGCCUCCUUGCCCAAACUCCAACUCUCCACAGACCUUAACGGUUGGUGCAAGGGCUUCCUGGGAUUGAUCCUGCAACGGCGCGUGGGUCGCUAGGCACUGUUUCUAUGUCUUUUUUUGCCCUUUCUACGCUCUUUUUUAGGGUCCUUUUUUUGCCACUUCUGGGCUUGGGGCGAUGCACGCUCACGCAUGCCUUGAACACACAUAAUUGAUAUAAUGCAAUGUAAGAAAUAGGGAUGGAGCUAUGUAGAGGCAUCGGCUGGCUUCAUAGUUUUUCCCACAUUGUGAUUUUUUGCAUAACACACACACACACACACACACACACACACACACACACACACCAUGAUUCAUGAUAUAUUGCCAGGUCAAAAAUUAUGAAACCAGUAUCACGAUAUGGACUAGACCAGUUUUGGACGAUAUAUCGCCCAGGCCUGACAUGUAUCAUUAUUUGUGAUAUACAGUCAAACCUUGGUUCUCAAAUGGCUUAGUUGCCGAACAAAUCGGCUCCUGAAUGCCACAAACCCGGAAGUGUUCGAGUUUGCGAACGUUUUUCAGAAGCCAAACGUCGGACGUAGCUUCAACUUGAGUGCAGGAAGCUCCUGCAGCCAAUCAGAACCUGCGCCUUGGUUUUCGAACAGUUUCGGGAGUUGAACAGACUCCUGGAACAGAUUAAGUUUGAGAAGCAAGGUACCACUGUAUUGCCAGGUCAACAAUUAUGAAACCAAUAUCACAAUAUGGACUUCAGACCGGUUUUGGACAAUAUAUUGAUAUAUAUUGAGACCUCUGGGUAUAGGGCAGUAUAUAAAUUCAACCAAUAAAAUAAAUAUCGCCCAUCCCUAGUGCAGUCACUUGUCAGUUGGAUGUGCAUAAACACAGUACAUACUUAGGCACACACUCUCUGUCUCUCAUACCCCAUAUAGUGCAAAAUUCACAGAGUACCAAAUACUGUGACAACUAAUAAUAACAGCAGAAAAUCCACAUUUUGUUCAACACAGUUAAGCAGCAGCAAGUACCUCAAAGCAAUAUGCGUAAGUCCGCUCGCAGACACGUAACCGCCUUUCUUCGCACCCCACCCAGGUAACAUCCCCACCCGCCUCCAGUCCUGGCGCCGACACAACCACCCCUUCUCGCUCUCGUUCCUGGAGGCUGUGUUGAGCUCGGUCGGGAUGGGCGAGAUGCACAAGGCCAUCUCUCUGUUCCUGGACACGGUGAAGGAGCAGUCCGGCACGACACACAUGCCCAGGUACGGUUUCUCCUCUCCUGCCCCUCUGCCCACCUACUCCUGCACGUCCCUGCGGCAAGCUUGGGCCCACCUGGCCCAGUGUUGCCUACACUGGCUGGCAGAGGCCGUCCGGGGUUUCAGGCGAGAGUCUUUCCCCAGCCCUGCCUGGGCAUGUUGGGGAUUGAAGCUUGGGCGUUCUGCAUGCAAGGCAGCUGUCCUGCUACUCUGCCAUGGCCCUCUCCUCUAAAGAUAAAAGUAGGAUUCUGCUUCCCAUGCUUCUGGAUGAAGGGUAUAUUUAAAUAGUCACAGAGGAAGACGCCUUAUAUUAAGUCAGACUGUUGGGAUUUGGGGCAGACAUACCUGGAGAUGGCGGAACCGGAGGCCUUCCUCGUCCAAAUGCCCUGUUAUUUUGCCUUGAUCCUUUCCCUAAAGGCAAGCCAAGAUUCCAGUCCUCAUGAAAAAAGGGGUGGUUUAAUAAUAAUAAUAAUAAUAAUAAUUUAUUAUUUAUACCCCGCCCAUCUGGCUGAGUUUUCCCAGCCACUCUGGGCAGCUCCCAAUCAAGUGUUAAAAACAGUACAGCAUUAAAUAUUAAAAACUUCCCUGAACAGGGCUGCUUUAAGAUGUCUUCUGAACGUCAGGUAGUUGUUUAUCUCUUUGACAUCUGAUGGGAGGGCGUUCCACAGGGCGGGCGCCACUACCGAGAAGGCCCUCUGUCUGGUUCCCUGUAGCCUCACUUCUCGCAAUGAGGGAACCGCCAGAAGGCCCUCGGCUCUGGAUCUCAGUGUCCGGGCUGAACAAUGGGUGUGGAGACGCUCUUUCAGGUAUACUGAGCCGAGGCCAUUUAGGGCUUUCAAGGUCAGCACCAACACUUUGAAUUGUGCUCGGAAACGUACUGGGAGCCAAUGCAGAUCUCUCAGAACCGGUGUUAUGUGGUCCCGGUGGCCACUCCCAGUCACCAGUCUAGCUGCCGCAUUCUGGAUUAAUUGCAAUUUCCGGGUCACCUUCAAAGGUAGCCCCACAUAGAGCGCAUUGCAGUAGUCCAAGUGGGAGAUAACUAGAGCAUGCACCACUCUGGCAAGACAGUCCGCAGGCAGGUAGGGUCUUAGCCUGCGUACCAGGUGGAGCUGGUAGACAGCUGCCCUGGGCACAGAAUUGACCUGCGCCUCCAUGGACAGCUGUGAGUCCAGAAUGACUCCCAGGCUGCGCACCUGGUCCUUCAGGGGCACAGUUGCCCCAUUCAGAACCAGGGAGUCCCCCACACCCACCCGCUCCCUUUCCCCAAAAAAACAGUACUUCUGUCUUGUCAGGAUUCAACCUCAAUAGGAACAUAGGGAGCUACCUCUCAGUGUGUUGGACCAUCCAACUCAGUGCUGUCUGCACUGACUGACAGCAUCUCGCCACAGUUUCAGGCAGCCAUACCAAGAGAUGCUGGGGUUUAAAGUGGGGGCCUUCUACAAGCAAGUCAGGUGCCCUGCUGCCAAGCUAAAAAAUUCCCCGUGGUCCCAUGGGCACUUUCACAGGGACUUUUGCGCUGCUCUGAUUCCCUCUCCUCGUUCUCUUCUUCUCCUUAGGAGCGUUUACCACGAGAUUCUCUUCUUGAAGCUGGCAGCCCUGGGCAGAGACCACGUGGACAUUGGUAAGUGCAAGGCCCCUGUAUCCCGGAGGAGUUUGAAUGGCACAAGCUACUUGGAGACAGAGGAUGUCUGGAGAGCUGCUGCCGGCCAGUGUAGGCACUGCUGAGCUGGUUGGGCCUGUGGUCUGUAUAAGGCAGCCUCUGAAGUUCCUAAGCAGGAAGGGGAAGUGAGAAAGAGUUCUCCACACCCAGCAAUUUUACAAGUCAUUACCCACACAGGCUACAUCCAUGAGGUCUAGGAACUUGCUUGUAUUUCUUCCCCCCAAAGGAAAAAGGCUAACGUUCUCAAGAAUCUUUUUGGCACUGUCUUUGCAUCCAUGAAGUUUGAAAAUUUUGUUGCAUUGUACAUUUUUGAGAUCUGUUUUUCCUUACCCUCUUAACAGUUUGAUUUCAAAGUCUUCUCUUCGUUCUGCUUAUCUAUUUUUAAAAAAUAUUUCAUUUACUUGACAAUACUGAAACCAAUUGGAUAUCCAUUCUCUUCUUGUUUUUUUAAGGUUUACAACCACCUUCAGAAAAAUUUGAUGUAGCCCAUUAUGCCCCCAUAUUUAUUUUCUUUUGUGGGAAAUAGCCCCAGGGGCGUUUUUCUUUCCAGUAGGUUUUUGUGCCCGGUCCACACUCCAUAAAGACUGCUUCUUACAAUAGGAUUAAAAAAAUUCUUUGUGGACUUUUACCUCCUAAAUCUUCACGAUGCUGAAGUGCAAAUUCGAGGGGCUUUCUUUGUGUCCAUGAGGCCUAGAAACCUGCCUGUGUUUAUUUAAAAAUGAAAGGAAGAAAAAAGCUGAAAUUCUCAGGAUGCUGAGUUCCACAAGGUCUAGAAACCUGCCUGUGUUCAUUUAAAAAUAAAAGGAUGAAAAAAGCUGAAAUUUUCAGGGUGUUGAGAUCCAGCUGUCAGGUCCUUCUGCUUCUCCCACAGCAGUUCUCAACCUGUGGGUCCCCAGAUGUUGUUGGACUACAACUCCCAUCAUCCCUAGCUAGCAAGGCCAGAGCUCAGGGAUGAUGGGAGUUGUAGUCCAACAACAUCUGGGGACCCACAGGUUGAGAACCGCUGUAAGAAGAAACCUGGAGAAGAGGGAGCGCCUUCACUUUCUGCCUCUUCCUCUCUCUGCAGCCGACUUCGACAAGAAAUACAAAUCUGCCUAUUCUAAGCUGGCCAGCAGCAUAGGGAAGGAGACUCUGAAGCAAUGGAGAGCCCAGCCGCUCACCUCCAAGGCCAUCGACUGCCGGAAAAGCUUUGGGGCCAACCUGGAAUGCUAG
Molecule: messenger RNA, 40931 nt
Organism: Podarcis lilfordi (Lilford's wall lizard)
Lineage: Eukaryota; Metazoa; Chordata; Lepidosauria; Squamata; Lacertidae
Source: the annotation of a GenBank genome assembly